Messenger RNA from Carassius carassius (crucian carp), 2447 nucleotides. It is a transcript of the gene gabrb1, whose product is annotated as gamma-aminobutyric acid type A receptor subunit beta1. The record is from RefSeq and is a predicted model, not a curated record. The transcript is spliced from 9 exons. Bases 418 to 1872 code for a protein of 484 amino acids. Gene Ontology annotation, molecular function: extracellular ligand-gated monoatomic ion channel activity; GABA-A receptor activity; neurotransmitter receptor activity. Gene Ontology annotation, cellular component: membrane; GABA-A receptor complex; synapse. Gene Ontology annotation, biological process: monoatomic ion transmembrane transport; chemical synaptic transmission; nervous system process. Lineage: Eukaryota; Metazoa; Chordata; Actinopteri; Cypriniformes; Cyprinidae.
ACACACCUCCUCCAGCAGGAAUUACGUACUCAGCCCCGUCUCCCUCAGACUGAGUUGUUUUAGGCGCUCGGAAGGGCUAGGCGCAUAAUCUCAGCGCGACAGCACGUCUAGCUCCUCGAUAUUAACAAGAAGACACGCGAAGGACUGCCAUUCAUGAGCUGUCGUGUCCAGUGACCCGCUGGCGAUGGGAUCUGACCAGCAUACUGAUCCGCUCCACCAGCAGCGUCAGCAGCACCGGAGAGCGCGAUAGACGCAGGAACGCCUCGCGCGCCACUUUGGUCUUCGUUAGAGUUUUUUUUUUGUUUUGUUUGUUUGUACUAUAUUGAUGUUGGUCUCGUCGUCGCGCAUGCGUUACAGCGUGGUUGAAUUUUCUGGAGCGCUUCUUCAGACUAAGUUUGGGCUGCUGCUUCUCGGUCCAUGAUGAGAGGGAUGCUGAUAGCUCGGGAUCACUGGCGCGCGGGGAUCUUGUGUCUCCUUUUGCUCGUGGUUUUGACGGUGGGUCGUAGUCCGACAGCGCACAGUGUAAACGAACCAAGCAACAUGUCAUAUGUCAAAGUCACUGUGGAUAAACUACUCAAAGGCUACGACAUCCGCCUCAGGCCUGACUUCGGAGGUCCUCCAGUUGAUGUUGUUAUGAGUAUUGACAUCGCCAGUAUCGACAUGGUGUCGGAAGUGAACAUGGACUAUACCAUCACCAUGUAUUUCCAGCAGUCCUGGCGUGAUAAGUGCCUGUCCUACACAGGGAUUCCUCUCAAUCUAACUUUGGAUAACCGAGUGGCUGAUCAACUCUGGGUGCCUGAUACUUACUUUAUAAAUGACAAGAAAUCUUUUGUCCAUGGGGUCACAGUGAAGAACCGCAUGAUUCGCCUUCAUCCUGAUGGGACUGUGCUCUACGGCCUCAGGAUAACUACCACAGCUGCUUGUAUUAUGGAUUUGCGCAGAUACCCGCUGGAUGAGCAGAACUGCACGCUGGAGAUUGAAAGUUAUGGCUACACCACAGAUGACAUUGAAUUCUACUGGCAGGGAGGAAGUUCAGUGACGGGGGUGGACAACAUUGAGCUGCCACAAUUCUCUAUUAUUGAUUAUAAAACACUGUCUAAGAAAGCGGUGUUUGCCACAGGGUCAUAUCCUCGUCUGUCUCUCAGUUUUAAACUGAAGAGAAACAUAGGAUAUUUCAUCCUGCAGACCUACAUGCCCUCAACAUUGAUCACCAUCCUGUCCUGGGUCUCUUUCUGGAUCAACUAUGAUGCUUCCGCUGCAAGAGUUGCACUAGGAAUCACCACCGUUCUGACUAUGACCACAAUCAACACUCAUCUAAGGGAGACUUUGCCCAAGAUCCCUUAUGUGAAGGCCAUAGACAUCUAUCUGAUGGGCUGCUUUGUCUUUGUGUUCCUGGCCUUGCUCGAGUAUGCCUUUGUCAACUACAUAUUCUUUGGCCGUGGUCCAAACUUGCAGAAGAAAGUGUCAGAAAAAACUGCAAAAAGCAACAAUGAGAAGAGUCGCUUGGAGAGUAACAAAGUUCAGGUUGAUGUCCAUGGAAACAUUCCUCUAACAAACCUUGACCUGCGCCUUAGCGGGGCAGAUAUGUUAGGUGCUCUUGGGGACCCGAGGAACACCAUGUUCUCAUAUGAUAGUGCCAGCAUCCAAUACCGUAAGCCCCUUACAGGUCGGGACCUCUAUGGCCGGCCCACUGCCUCUGUCGAGAGGCCGAUGGCACAAAAAAAGAGUCAUCUGAAGAGGCGAGCCGCUCAGCUAAAGGUGAAGAUUCCCAACCUGACAGACGUAAACGCCAUCGACAAGUGGUCACGUGUCAUCUUUCCCAUCACCUACACCUUCUUUAACUUAGUAUACUGGUUGUAUUAUGUCCACUAGGGAGCAGCACUGACUCGACCCAGCCAUUCACACAUCAGGCUCUCUUACCCUCCUUGUGGUUUUGCCUGUCUUCUCUGUAAAUUAUUAAGAAUAUAUAAUAUAAAUCUACGUUAUAAUUUUUAAAUAAGACAAAAUAACCUAAAACGACUGCCCAACUUUUAAAACUGUUAAUUGUAGAUUACGUCACAAAUAUUAGUUACAAUUUUUGCCCUUUGCUUCUGUAGGACCAUUUUCACUAACUGCAGAAAGUAUAGCUUCAGAAUGGGGAGAAAAAGGCUUUUCUUUAGAGAUGACUGAACUGAAGCUGUAGACAGGCUUAAAUCUUAAAAACAGCAUUCAGAAGUUUGAUGUUUUCAUCAUCCAUCUUGCAUAUAUUGGAGGCCUGAAGGUCUUAAAGGGAUGUCCUUGGUUUAUUACAAGCUGUAUUGUGGUAUGAAUUUAAUUACAACAGAAAAUACUUUUAACUAAUUGCUCAGGUUUUAAUAAAUCAUUACAAUUGGGAAAGGAAUUACAAAUGACUUUUGUCUGGUACUUUUUAUACCCAGUAGAUUUUAUUAAAGAUGUAUCACUUUGUU